AUGAAGCUCACAGUCUAUUGCUGGUCCUGGUUUGGGAUCUUGCUGAUGUUUUUGAUUCUAAGAUCUCAAGCUAGUGUGGUAGAUGACUUCUCUCAAGUACAGCGCUGUAAGGAUUUUCUUUACCUGGGCACUCCACCACGAGGUUACCUCAGUACUUCUCUGAAAAAGAUCUGCCAGAGAUAUGUGGACCAGCCUCGCUUUAUCACUUUCUACGACCCUAAAAAGCACAUUCCCAUGUAUUCCGCUUACAUCUUCAAGAAAUCUGAUGGGGAAAAACGAGUAGAUGUUCCCUGGAUGUUUGAACCACAGUUUGCACAGCUGGCAACUGAGAAAGGAAGCAGUAACAUGGAGCCGUUCCCCCAAUCCACCUUCAUGCACAAGAACUUUGAAGACACUCAGGCUGUGCUAGAAGACUACGCUGACGUGGUCCAGUAUGAACGUGGCCAGCUUAACCCAGACGAGCAUCAGGCAGACCCGCUGGACAAGGCUGCCACCUACACCUUGACCAAUGUGGUUCCUCUAAUAAGAGAGUUCAGUUUUGGCCCCUGGAGCACUCAGGUUGAGGUUAUCCGCAAACGCCUCAACAACUACUGCCACGGAAAGGCUCACGUAAUCACGGGGGUGACCACAUCUGGUAAUAUGAUUCGGCGUGAAAACCUAGAUCGUGUGGCCAUCCCAGAGUUCAUGUGGACGGCCUAUUGCUGCACUGAUUACGACCACAACGCCCCCUAUUCUGAGCGCUAUAAGUUUCCUGCGUUUGGUGCAUAUGGCCUUAAUGAUCGAGUGAAUAACCACAUAGUGGAGGUUCCCAUCAAGUAUCUGGAGAAGUUUCUCAAGGGUAAAAUGGAGGUGGACAAGAACUUCCAGAUCUUUUAUAACGACUGUGUGUCGGAUUUGUAAGGAUUGUAGUGAAUAACGAAACAAUCCACUACAUUCAUCAUCUGUAAAUUGCAGAUACAGUUAAAGCGAAUUAGUAGCCCUGCUGAAUUAUUAGCCCCCUGUAUAUUUCCCUCAAUUUCUGUUUAACAGAAAGAAGA
Messenger RNA from Danio rerio (zebrafish), 1037 nucleotides. The record is from RefSeq and is a predicted model, not a curated record. Lineage: Eukaryota; Metazoa; Chordata; Actinopteri; Cypriniformes; Danionidae.